GCUGCCAUCUCUGUUUCUCUGUCUGAAAUAAUUGCUAAGAUGGCGAACCAUUAUGAUGUUCCAAGUUGGGCUGGUAAACCACCCGUUGGCCUUCAUUUAGACGUUUUAAAGGGAGAUAAACUCAUCCAGAAAUUAAUGAUUGACGAGAAGAAAUGUUACCUAUUUGGUCGAAACCCACAGAUGAAUGAUUUCUGUAUUGAUCAUGCAUCAUGUUCUCGCGUACAUUCAGCUCUUGUCUACCACAAACAACUGAACAGGGCCUUUCUUGUGGAUUUGGGCAGCACUCAUGGAACAUUUAUUGGUUCUUUACGUCUGGAAUCCCAUAAACCAACACAGCUUCCAAUUGAUAGCACGUUUCACUUUGGUGCUUCUACACGAUAUUACAUAAUUCGUGAACGCCCUCAAACAGGAGCUCGACCAAUCAUUGAGGAACUGGAGAAGACAUCAGAGGAAGCUGAAGGUGGCUUGCUAGGCUUGCCAGAAACAGAGACUGAAUUGGAUAACCUUACUGAGUUCAACACAGCUCACAAUCGUCGAAUUUCAAUGUUAGGUAUUCCAGAUGAAGAGAUUCGCCCAACAUCACGUAAACGUAAGAAGAAAUCUCUGACCUUUAGUGAAGAGGAAGAAGUAAUCAAUCCUGAAGAUGUGGAUCCAUCAGUUGGCAGAUUUAGAAAUAUGAUUCACACAACCGUCAUACCUACAAAGCGUCAACGGGUGGAUGGAAUGGGACCCACUAGUGGAUUAACAAAUAGCUCAGAUGAUCGUCUAACUUUAAUGAAGCAUCUCCAUCCUUCUGCUAUCAUGCCUCACCUUUAUCAGGAUUUGCCUCCUGAAAGUCAUGGUAACAUCAGUAGUGGGACAUCCACCAGUUCUCCGGCAGGAAUACCUGCUUCUCCAAGUGGCAACAACCCUCUCCUUUUCUCUUCAGCCUUGGCUUCACGAUUAGGUCUUGCUCUGCCAAACCCUGCUCCUGAAGUGGAAAUGGCACCAGCUCCUCUGCCACCAAGUGUGGUGCCAGGACAGGUUGGACCCCUGGCUGCUGCUGCAGCUGAACUCAGUCAUGAACCUAGGAAAAAGAAGUAUGCAAAGGAAGCGUGGCCUGGCAAGAAAUCCAUGCCCACACUUUUGGUCUGAGCUGUUGAUAUGGAGGCAGGUCUGGUAUUUCACAGAGAACUGUACACAUAUUUAGAAGGUAUGUGUUAUGAAUAAUCUCAGACAGAUGUAUAUCUUUUCCUCAUUUUUGACGUGUUGACACAGAGAUCUGUGUUUGUGUAUUAUAGAACUGUGGAAAAUAUUUCAAGCCUGUGAUUAUUCACACUUGCAGAGGAAAUAACUGGUUUAAAUGGGUGCAUUUUACAGUUACUGCCAACUAUGCUUAUGUCAUGGAAAAAUGUUUUCCCAACUCUGAAGCUGAAUACAAAUUCAAUUAUUAUUUCACCUCAGGGUCUCAUUUGUAAUACAAAGAUAUCAGGUAUAAAUUCUGCACAUAUCUUUGCUGAUCAUUAUCUGUGGCUGUUUUUGUGACAUCACCAUAAAUCAAAGAGAGGACAUAAAAUAGUUUGUUCUUAACACAUUGAGGACUGGUCGCAUGAUAUCAUGCUUUUCGCUUUUAAACGUGGCAGACUGGUCGCAUGAUAUGAUUUUAGGACACGUUACGUUGCAACACACUGUACCUUGCUCUUUUGCCACGCAGCUGCAGGGCUACUGAGCCAUAAAACUCCGGAAUGUUUGCGUAGUAUUCAGUAACAUGACCUCACUGUUUUCUUAAUACGCUCUAAAGGAAAAUGAUUUGCCUGUCUUCAAGUUGUAUAUAUCAGCCAGUAGUUAGUGGUGGAGUAUGGAUCAAGAACAAAUUCUUCUCCAAUGAUCUAGCUUACGUGCCUUGUGAGAUGCAUAGUGAUGGUGACUCAGACAGUGGCAGUGACAGGGGACAACAAAGAAUUGUGGCCACAGACAGUAAAAGUGACAGUAGCUCUGACGAAAAUGUGGGUAGGACCAUUGUGGGGACAGGAAAAAAUCUAAAAAAAAU
Messenger RNA from Cryptotermes secundus, 2029 nucleotides. RefSeq names its product nuclear inhibitor of protein phosphatase 1 (gene NiPp1). Bases 40 to 1134 code for a protein of 364 amino acids. Gene Ontology annotation, molecular function: protein serine/threonine phosphatase inhibitor activity; protein binding; mRNA binding. The record is from RefSeq and is a predicted model, not a curated record. NCBI's taxonomy places the organism in Eukaryota, Metazoa, Arthropoda, Insecta, Blattodea, Kalotermitidae. Gene Ontology annotation, cellular component: nuclear speck. The transcript is spliced from 7 exons.